UUUGAAAGAAGAAAAAAAAAAGAGCCACGUGAUUCACCGCGACAUAUGCGUGCCCAACGGCAGCGCGAAGGCGGCUUUCGAGCGGGAUUCAAAACCCCAACGUCUGAACCCGAUUGAAACGGUCAGUUGGAAUCGAUGCUACCAUAUCUUCGAAACAGCGUCGCGUCGCUGCUACAAGGCGCCUCUGCCGAGCCUUUCGGAGAAGACGUCAAGGUAGAGCCAGUGAAGUGGGCCGAGGCGCAGCAGGAUCCAGGUACCGGCGUAGAGCAGCCGCCACAGACGCCGCUCUGCGACGAAUCAGCUGAUGACUACGAGGAUGGCGAACUAACCGACACUGCCUCGGUGACGGGCGAAACCAGAGAGACGGCGGCGCGCUCUUCAAAAACGGUCCCCAGCGCGUCCUGGGCCGCGAAGCGUGUCAGGCGACUCCUGGCGGUGCAGAACGCCUUCGGAGCACGAUUCGGAGCGGCCAAGGCGCCCUCCGUACCGGCAUUCGCGGAUGCACAGACGCAAACGCUGCCCGAUGACAGCACAGAGGAGGUGCACUGCCGCCGAUGCCGAGGUGUCUACAGGCGGCAGAGGGCGCGAAACGACGAACUUUCACCGCUGGAGGACGCAAAACCGUGGCCCCCAACUCCCAGCCUCGCCGCAGUAGCGACCCACAAAACCGGCGGUGGCGACGCCCCAGCGGACCCUGGCGACUGCCCCGAGAAGCCCGUGACCGGGCACUGGUGCAACCGCGUGGUCGAGCCCGCGCUGGUCCUGGCGUCCGAGCUCCUCCAGUACCCGUGGGGCGCCGACGCGCUCUUCCUGGUCGGCAUCGUCCUCCUCGCCUCGCUUCUGGUCAUCCUCUACUACGUGGUCGCCGUCGUGCUGCCCAUCAUGGUCCUCGCCGUGCUCCUGGCCAUGGUCAACUCGGCCCUCUUCGAGAGCAGCCGCUUCGUCCACAUCCUGCAGCGGCUGGGGCUCACGUGACGCACCGCGUACCGCGUAUACACAUCCGACACGAGGCCCCCCUUUUGUCAAAGUGCCUUCGUGUUUAUCAUGCCCUGUCUGAUUCUAUUGCCGUAAUUUAACACCCACGAAAACGCAGAACACCUAGCUGCACUUCUGCGGUGUUGAGUCGCCGAGGAAUUUUCGCUCCUCGGGUACGAACACGUCCACGGUCAACUUUCCGUGUCCCAGAGUGUUGUCGCAGAGCGUUAUCCGUGGCUCUUGUCAAAUUCCGCAAUUUUGUAGCUUUGAGCCAAUCGAAGCUCUGUGCAGAGCCAAUCAGAGCCGCCUUGUGAGCUAUAAUCAGAGUUGACAAGAGGGGGACAACAUGGUGGGAUUCGACGGCGCCAAGCGUCGCACCCAUGGAAAAACAGUGUCUCACAGGGGACCUUUUGGCUCAAAACGCCAACAUGGCAUAAUUCGUGAGUGUCCAUAGAUAGAACCACAAGUGCCUAUUGAAAAUCGUAGAUCGAGCGCAGAUGUCUCCUGAUCUGGUUGUUAAAGACGCUCUAGCCAAACCUUCCGUUCGCACGCUUGUACCAGAGAUACGGAUCGCGUUGUUGAAUCUUGGCUCUUUGACCUGUCGUUUACCGAGGACACCCUAAUCUACAAGCGAUGUCUUCGUGUCUACUACACAUGUACGAAUAUCGUUGCCGUCUGUUCACCUCGCACGGUUGGAUGUCACAAUUCAGACGCUGUGUCUGCAUGGUCUGAAUGUCUAUAUACCAGAGACGUGGCCCGAGCUUGUUUUUUUUUUUUUUUUUUGACGCCACUGUUUAAGCUGAAUUGGCGUUGUUUUCUGUUGACGUCGUCAAUUACGAUGGCACGAUUGUUAAACUGGCGUGCAGUAAAAUAGGUGUCCUCUGGUGAGGCUCUUGCUUUAUGCUAUGUUUUAUACAACGAUCUAGAGACGUAAGUACCUGCUGAAAGUGCCUGCUAAAUGUGGAAGGUUAGAAACAAAACGCCAGUCUACGCUGCAGCCCCCUUGAAGAUGACCUCUAGCCAGUCACCAAUUCAAAGGGCAGCAAAGCACAUUUCGCAAAAGUUAAUCGUGUUCUGUAAUGCGCAAAAGUUGGUGCCGCACAUGGCACUGCAUGCUAUACAAGAAGGCAGUGCGACCGAACACAUUGCAAUACUUAGGUAUCUUCACUUAAGCGUCGACAAUGGCGUCGGCCUACGCUACUUUGUCUUUCAAUACAACGAGUCCCAUAUGCGCCCUUAUUGAGAGUGGUGUUGCACUGCUGCAGAUUUGGCCGCUACGGUUGUCCUGCGCAUUCAUUCAUUUGCUUUAGUUAUUCUUUUUCCUGCGUGUAUGUUGUUUUAAUAUUGUUCUGCGAUCACCUUCGUACUUUGAAGAGAAGCCUCUUUUUUGUUGUUGUUGUUGUUUUCUUUCCGCCAAAUGACGCUUUGCCUCGAUUUUCCUGCGUACUGGUGCCAAGUGGAAUCUCGGCGCACGCGCCUGUGUUCUGUGUCUUCUUUCUGUCUUGUAUAUGACCUCUGUCGGAAAACAGUGUUCAGACAACUUUCAGGCUGACGUCAGGUAUGUUGCCACGUCGGUCCGAAGUCGUUAAGUCAUUUUCUACCAGGGUCCCAAUUUUCCGUUGGUAUGUAUAAAUGGUGCGUCUUUGUGUUAGUCCAUCGUGGCUGUGUGUGUGACAACUAUAAGUGCAAUUACGAAGAAUUCUGUUUAGCGAACCCUUGGUCAUCUUUUCGAAUCUCUACAGGCGUUCUGCUGCCAUCGUCGUGUUGUAUUAUCAGGAAGGCAUACGACGCACUGUGACCACCCGAAAAAUAAAGUGGGAUGCACCUCUCAAAUGCAAUCCUUAACUGUUCUGCCUUGCGUGACGCUGUACUUGUACGAACUCUUUGCGGAAGUGAAAGUUCAACAAAAAAAAAGAAACAGAAAUAAACCUGAAAAUUUG
Dermacentor silvarum is the source of this 2915-nucleotide messenger RNA. RefSeq lists its product as uncharacterized. The record is from RefSeq and is a predicted model, not a curated record. The transcript has 5 exons. The coding region runs from base 136 to 975 and encodes 279 amino acids. Lineage: Eukaryota; Metazoa; Arthropoda; Arachnida; Ixodida; Ixodidae.